CUGGAAUCUCUGUGAAUUACCGCUAUCUCUCAUUCAGUCAGAAGAACAGAUCUCUUGAGAAUGUCGAGCCUGUAUCACACUAUCAGUCAGAUCACGGAUGAGCUCAGCACUGAUGAAUGCAAGCGCAUCUCUUACCUGUGCGGCGCUCUUGAUACGGACAAGUUCUCUACAGACCCCAGAGGCAUGUUACAAUCUGUGCUGUGCCAGAUGAGGAUGGAUUACGUGUUUCUCAUGGAGCUCAUUCUGAAGAUAAAGCGCUAUGAUCUGCUGCGAGAAGUGCUGAGCACCAACAAGAGCACGGUUGAGGGGCUGCUGAAAAACAGCCAUUCUGUGUCAGAAUACAGAGUGCUGAUGGUUGAUGUUAGUGAGGACAUGGACACAGAAAACCUGAAGUCCUUGGCAUUCUUACUCAGAGGCACUUUACCAAAGCACAAACUGGAAAAUGUCCAGAGUUUUUUAGACAUUGUGGUGGAGCUGGAGAAACUCGACCAGCUCUCCAGUGAGAAGAUGGACUUGAUCAAACACUGCCUGAGGUCCAUCCAUAGGGCCGAUCUAGCUAAAAAGAUCAGUCACUACCAGCAGACAGUGCUAAUGACCAAACAAGGAUCUUCACCUCCGGACAGACUGAUGUUCUGCACGACGGCAUCGCCGAACAGCUCAUUCAGUGUCUCAUCAGCUUCCUGUAAUGUCUGGCCAGUUUCCAAACUCUGUGAUAAACCGACCGCAGUGAAGAAGAAACUACUUGGCACUAGCUCUUAUUGUCAGCAGCAGGAAGUGUACAGCAUGCAGAGUGAUCGCAGAGGAGUGUGUUUAAUCAUAGACUGUAUCGGCACUGAAGCAGAUGAGCUGGAGCAGAUAUUUAAGGCCUUACACUUCUGUGUGAUCACGCACAAGCUGCUGAGUGUGAGAGACGUGCAGUCCACUCUGAGGGAAGUGGCUCAUCAGCAGGGUCACUAUCGAGCGUCUGCGUUCAUCUGCUGCGUCAUCAGCCGAAGCCGCUCGUCAGAGCUGCUGGCCACUGACUCUCACGGCCCAGGACUGAACCUGGACACUGUCAGACGCCUCUUCACCUCAGACUCCUGCCCGGGCCUGGCAGGCAAGCCUAAACUCUUCUUUAUCCAGAGCUAUGAAGAGUCCGAGGCUCAGAGGUGUGCUGGGUGUAUGGGGUGUGGAGAUGAGGAGGGUGGACAGCUGGAGACAGACGCACCUGGGCUCUUAUGCUGCAAGAGGACUGUCCCGGUGGACGCGGACAUCUUCUGGAGUCACUGCUGGACUAAAGGACAACAGCUGGAGGUGCCAAACCAUCGGUCUGUGUACCUGAAAGCCUUGAGAACCUCCUUAACUCAGGGACAGAAAAGGAGGACUCAUUUGGUAGACUUGCACAUGGCGGUGAACCGUGCAGUAUAUGAACACAAUCACAAAUCUCCAGAAUCCUCGUACUUUUUAAAUCUGAGACACACUCUCAGGAAGACAGUCUAUUUGUCUUGAUUCUGUCACGAACCCUUACGUUUAAGUGAAGGUAGAUGACUAUUCAAGAACAUCUGCUGUUUGAGUGGAUGACCAUCAUAAUGAUGUCUCUAUGAAUUGUAUCAAUUAUGAUUUGCAGUAUUUCAGUAAAUAAGUCUCAGGUUUUGUUGUUGUAGUUUCCUAUAUUGUCCACAUGUUGGCAGUGUAGUCCAGUGUUGACACCACGUGUUAAACUUGCUUUUAAAACCAAUAUUUUUAAUAAAACCAAUCAUGUAUGUAAUUUAAUUGAAUACAUUGGCAAAAGAAAGUUUUAACAAAAGUCCCAAAUAAUAUUAAACUAUUUGAAUAAUAGCUCCAGAAAGCCACAGUGUAGUCACAGAAAACUGUAUGACGCAUCAACGUUAGGCUACAUUAUAACUCAAAGAGAGACCUGGGAUUCAAUCUUUUGAAAUGCAGGUUUAUUAUUCAAUUCUGUUUAUCAUUAUAUUUUAUAUGCAUGUUUAUUGUCAUAACGUGUGCUUAUGUUUGGCAUUUAAUAAAAUUGGUGCUAUUUGUAUACUUCUUGAAGUGUGAAGAAUGACUCAGCAUUGAAUAAAUACCAGGCUUUACUAAAGCAUUAUAUUAAAAAUCCGGUAACUUUAUCUGACUUUUUUUUGUUGUUGUAUGUUUCCAACUUCUUGCUUAACUAGCAAAGAUGUGCAUUUUAAAAGAAAGAAAAAGUCAACCCUGUUACUGUCAUAACUGAAAUUAUUUCCUU
Messenger RNA from Carassius carassius (crucian carp), 2224 nucleotides. RefSeq names its product CASP8 and FADD-like apoptosis regulator. The transcript is spliced from 10 exons. NCBI's taxonomy places the organism in Eukaryota, Metazoa, Chordata, Actinopteri, Cypriniformes, Cyprinidae. Bases 61 to 1488 code for a protein of 475 amino acids. Gene Ontology annotation, biological process: negative regulation of extrinsic apoptotic signaling pathway via death domain receptors; proteolysis. Gene Ontology annotation, molecular function: cysteine-type endopeptidase activity; protein binding. The record is from RefSeq and is a predicted model, not a curated record.